Molecule: messenger RNA, 9507 nt
Organism: Centropristis striata (black sea bass)
Lineage: Eukaryota; Metazoa; Chordata; Actinopteri; Perciformes; Serranidae
Gene: adcy3a
Product: adenylate cyclase 3a
Exons: 21
Coding region: 645-4004 (1119 amino acids)
Biological process (GO): adenylate cyclase-activating G protein-coupled receptor signaling pathway; intracellular signal transduction; cAMP biosynthetic process
Cellular component (GO): plasma membrane
Molecular function (GO): adenylate cyclase activity
Source: RefSeq, a predicted model, not a curated record
AGGCGAGUUUCCAUGUGCUUUUUUUUUUUUUUUUUUUAAUCAGGUUUAAUACAGGCUGCGUAAAGUCGGCUGCUGAGAGCACGCGUUUCUGCCAAAACGGAAUAACGUUGGCACUGAGAGAGACCAAAUCUGUCUGUACACACGGCUGUCUGAGGAGGGACGAUGGAAGGCCAAAAUGGAAAAAGCUGUCCAAUUCAGAAGAAUGAUGGAGAAAAAGGAGUCAUACAACCAUUAACUUAUUUGAUCCGAUGUUAAUGAAUUCAACAACCGCGACAUGGUACACAGCUGUGGAGUACAAAGUUGGAAAGGAGCUGGUGAAACAGUCACAUUUGUAAAGCAUGAUGAGGAAACAAAGGUGAACAUUCUUUGGAUCACAGUGCUGAAACGAGUAGGCGUGCUCGAUCUUGGCAUAUGACACAGGACUUACUGAGUCAAAUGACAGCAUUGGAUGGAGUGACCACAGACACAGUUAUGUAAGAAUACAUCUCUCCUGUGUACUGGUCCUGACAAUCAACAAUCCUCUGUGAUCAAUGCCACAUAUUUGGACUCCCAGGGAGAAAAGGUUGUCACUCUCCUGUAGGACAACUAGCAGCUCCUCUAUUUUUUAAAGGAAAAGCAGGAAGCAGAAGUUUUGAGUGUGCACCAUGCCUCGGAACCGAGCCUUUUCCGAGCCAGAGUACUCAGCAGAGUAUUCGGCGGACUGCUCGGUAACGCUGCCGUCCGACCCUGGGCAGGCGGUUGGGCAAACGCAUGAGGUCACCGUUCGGAGCUCAGGAUGCUGCCUCUGCCUUCCGCGUUUCAUGCGCCUCACUUUCGCGCCCGAGUCUCUGGAGAACCUCUACCAGACUUACUUUAGACGGCAGAGACACGAAACCCUGCUGGUGCUCGUGGUGUUUGCUGCCCUCUUCGAUAGCUACAUCAUCGUCAUGUGUGCAGUGGUCUACACAACUGACAAGCUAGCUUCUGUUUUAGUGGCAUCAGUGGGACUGGCAGCAGAUAUUAUCCUCUACCUGCUUUGCUGCUUUGGGCUUCUGCCAGACCGCAUCUCGAGACGGGUGGUGCCCUAUGCCCUAUGGGUGCUCAUAGCAGCUCAGAUAUUCUGCUACCUGGGUCUGAACUAUGCUCGCUUCCACCAGGCCAGUGACACGGUUGGAUGGCAGGCUUUUUUCAGCUUCUCCUUUUUCCUCACUCUGCCUUUGAGACUGACACCUAUUGUGCUCAUCACUACUGUAUCCUGCGGGGUCCACACCCUGGUUCUGGGCGUCACUAUAGCCCAGCAGCAGCAGGAGGACAUCCAGGGGGCAGCUCUUGGCAGACAGCUGCUGGCCAACAUAGUGAUCUAUGUUUGUGCCAUCACUGUGGGAGUCAUGUCGUACUACAUGGCUGACCGGAAGCAUCGAAAGGCCUUUCUGGAGGCAAGACAGUCAUUGGAGGUCAAACUCAACCUGGAGGAGCAAAGCCAACAACAGGAGCGUCUGUUACUCUCCAUCCUCCCCAAGCAUAUAGCUGACGAGAUGCUUCAGGACAUGAAGAAGGAGCCCAGUCAGAAAGAGAUGCAGCAGUUCAACACCAUGUACAUGUACAGACAUGAAAAUGUCAGUAUUUUGUUUGCAGACAUCGUGGGCUUCACACAGCUAUCGUCGUCCUGCAGCGCUCAGGAGCUGGUCAAACUGCUCAAUGAGCUCUUUGCUCGCUUUGACAAACUGGCUGCAAAAUAUCACCAGUUGAGGAUUAAGAUCCUGGGAGACUGCUACUACUGUAUCUGUGGGCUGCCGGACUACAGGGACGACCAUGCUGCUUGCUCCAUCAUGAUGGGUCUGGCCAUGGUGGAGGCCAUCUCGUAUGUCCGAGAGAAAACCAAGACGGAUGUUGACAUGCGGGUGGGAGUGCACAGUGGAACAGUCCUGGGGGGAGUGCUGGGUCAGAAACGCUGGCAGUACGAUGUCUGGUCCACAGACGUUACUGUGGCCAACAAAAUGGAAGCUGGCGGUAUACCAGGUCGUGUCCACAUCUCACAGAGCACCAUGGAAUGUCUCCAUGGUGAGUUUGAUGCAGAGCCAGGAAACGGAGGUGAGCGCUGUGACUACCUGAGGGAGAGGGGCAUCGAGACCUACCUGGUGGUGGUUCCCAAAGGACCUGUGGGGAAGAAUGGCAUCAAUGCUGUAAAGCUUUCUGUCACCUCUUCCAAUGGAAACUCCCCGCUGUUGAUCAACACCACAGAGUGUAACGGCAGUGUUAACACAGCCUGCACCACACCGGAGGAACCAGAAGAACUGGAUGCAAGGGUGGUUAAUCCAUCUUUCCCUAACCCUCGGAGGAGGCUGCGGCUGCGGGACCUGGCUGAAAGGGUGAUCGAUGCUCAGGAGAAUGAACAGGAGCUCAACAAACUGCUCAACGAGGCUCUGCUGGAGAGAGAGACAGUCCAGGCUUUGAAGGGGAAACACACCAACAGGCUCUCACUGAGGUUUGUGGAUCCAGACCUGGAGACUCGUUACUCUGUGGAGAAGGAGAAACAGAGCGGAGCUGCCUUCUGCUGCUCCUGUGUGGUCCUCCUCUUCACUGCAGCUAUGGAGGCCCUCAUAGACCCCUGGCUGAUUGCGAACUACAUCACCUUUGCAGUGGGAGAAGUCCUGCUGCUCAUCCUGACAAUCUGCUCUCUGGCCGCCAUCUUCCCCAGAGUCUUUCCCAAGAAGCUGGUGUCUUUCUCCACCUGGAUCGACCACACCCGCUGGGCUCGUAACACCUGGGCCAUGGCCGCCAUCUUCAUUCUCACCAUGGCUGACAUCAUUGACAUGCUGAGUUGUCUGCCUCAAGUUCCAAACUCAGGCAGCGCCACAGUAGCUCCCUCUUCUUCUUCCUCUUCUGCUCCUGAUGGAUGCCUGGAUAACCCCAAAUAUUACAGCUACAUCGCUGUGCUGGCAUUAAUGGCCACCACGAUGCUGGUGCAGGUCAGUCACAUGGUCAAGCUCACACUGAUGCUGCUCAUCACAGUGGCCACCGGCAUCGUUAACAUCUACAGCUGGAAGGACAUCUUCGACCGAUAUGACACGUCCCGCUUCCAAGACUACAGGUCAUAUCUGGUGCCCUCCAAGUUCACAAUGACAAUUAUGAUCUUCAUUAUGAUGGUCAGCUUCUAUUAUUUCUCCCGACAUGUGGAGAAGCUUGCCCGCACCCUGUUCCUGUGGAAGAUUGAGGUCCACGAGCAGAAGGAGAAAGUGUAUGAGAUGAGGCGCUGGAAUGAAGCACUGGUGACCAACAUGCUGCCUGAACAUGUUGCACGACACUUCCUGGGCUCCAAAAAAAGGGAUGAGGAGCUGUACAGCCAGUCCUAUGAUGAGAUUGGAGUCAUGUUUGCCUCAAUUCCUAACUUCUCUGACUUCUACACAGAAGAAAGCAUCAAUAAUGGAGGAAUUGAAUGCCUACGGUUCCUCAAUGAGAUUAUCUCAGACUUUGAUAGUCUGCUGGAUGAGCCUCAGUUCCGCUGCAUCACAAAAAUCAAGACCAUCGGCAGCACCUACAUGGCAGCAUCGGGCGUCACCCCCGACAUCAGCAACGGCUACAGCUGUAUGAAGAAGGAGGAGCAGUCUGACAGGGAGCGUUGGCAGCACCUGGCAGACCUGGCAGAUUUUGCUCUGGCCAUGAAGGUCACACUGAUGAACAUCAACUACCAGUCAUUCAACAACUUCAUGCUACGCAUCGGUCUGAAUAAGGGUGGUGUGUUAGCAGGAGUGAUCGGUGCCCGAAAACCCCACUAUGAUAUCUGGGGCAACACUGUGAACGUGGCCAGCCGCAUGGAGUCCACAGGGGUGAUGGGAAACAUUCAGGUAGUGGAGGACUGCUACAACAUCCUGAAGGAGUACGGCUUUCGCUUUGUGAGGAGAGGGCCCAUCUUUGUGAAGGGGAAAGGGGAACUGCUCACCUACUUUCUGAAGGGAAGAGACAAACAAGGCUCUUUUAUCAACAGCUCCUCUGUCACUCUGCCACACCAGGUGGUGGACAGCUAAGGACCACACACCCACAAACGCUCCCCAGCAAUCACAUCUAGUGUGUGAGGAUUGCAGAGUGACACAGAGGAGAGAGUUUUUUGAAUGAGAAGUCAUUUGCCAAAAACACUCCAGUACCUGGACUAAACUGAAUGUUUACAAGUCAAAAUAAAAUACCACUGACACACCUCAUGCACACCUGUGACAACACAUCACUCAUUACUGAACACACACCUGCCCCACGGUCUGUUGGAAGAUAUAUGUUCCAGUAGAGAUUGUAUUUAAAUGUGAAUGUCAUGUUCAAGUUGAAGAACAUAAUUCAAAUCAUGAAUAAGUGGAUAGAUUAAUGACUUAACAGAAGAGAUUAGAAACUGACAGGAACACCAGACAUCUAGAUUCAGACCCUAUAUAAGAUUAGAGCGUUAAAAAUGAUGAUAGACUGACGACAGUCAAGUCAAGUAACAUCAUGCCACUUGAAGGUAAGGUUUGUAAUAAGGUUUUGGUGUCAUUGGGCAAAAACUAAAAUUAAUUUCUCAGCAUAUUGUGUUUCAAGUGGUCUGGGAGAAAACCAGCUUUUCCAUUAAAAAAAACGGACACACUUCAAUAACAAUGUGCUGAAAAAUAUUAUGGAAUUGUUGCCUAAGUAUGACAAAUAAUAAUGCCUCCCAAAUAUUUAAUAGAUUGGUGGCCACAUUUUUCUUUAUUUAUGGCAGCUGUUCAUAAAACUUAAAAUAUAUGUACUGUCUUGAAAUGUUAUGAAAUUCUUUAAAGAAAUCCUGGAUUUCAUUAGUAAUUGAAGUAAUGAGUAAGCUCAAAUGAUUAGUUUUUUUUUACAUCCUCCAAAAAAUGACAUGAAACUUGUUCAGCAGCAUUCUUCCCCACACUGACAGUGUCUCCUGAAUGAAAACAGUCUCCGUGCUGACUAAUGUUGCAAUUCUGUCAGACCUUUGGAAACACACACACACACACACACUAGCCUCUGCUACAGGUCAAUAAAAGGAGAGAAAUCUGUUUUAGGAGCUAUUUAUCAAACAUGGAAUGUUGUGGUUCCUUUAGUAUGCACCUCAGGCAUUCAGCAAGUAAAGGUGCAACGUGUAGUAUUUGGCCAGAUUUCUAAUUUUAAAAAAUAAAAAUAAAUAACAUUAUCAACAAAGUGGGAAGAAUUGACAGUGUUGACAUUAUGUCAAAGACAUAUGUAUUUUGUUACAGAGAUAUUUUCUGAAAUUAGCAUGCUAACCAGCUAACCCUGUCUUGUCCUGUCAUGUAAUAUCACUUGUGCCUCGAGAGGCGAGAGUAAGUCCCUCUAGCGUCCAGAAUGCCCUCAGAGAGGUGGAAGAAGUAGAUGUAGCUGCACUGUUAGCUGUGCAGCAGUAAACAGCUUUAGUUAACAACUAAAACUAUAAUUACGGCCCAUCCAUGAACUAAGAUUCUGAUCUUAAGAGACUGUUGCAAUGGUUCAGCUGCUUCUCAGUGUAAAGAUUUCUCAUCCAGCAGAGUACAUUGAAAAAAAGUCCAGGAGUCCCAGGCAAUGAUGUGAGAGGAAGCACGAGUGAGACAGGCUGGUCAGGAUCCAGGCUAAGCUAAUAUGGCACCACAGGAAUGAGGUCUUAAACCCGGAAGUAAGGUAGCAUUUUUACGCCAUGAGGUCUAAUCACAUAAUGAGUUUUUUGAACGUGUUUUUGGUUAGAUGCCUGAAAUAAGCUUUGUGGUUAAUACAAGCUUAAGAGAUGUUCACAUUUUGUUGUACGACAUAAAAAACUUUAGUAAAUAACCCCACUUGUGAAUUUUGAAGUUUUUACGUGCCCUUAAAAAGGCAGUUGCUAACAAGUGGCUAAAUGAGACUACAGUGGUACACUGGACAUAGCGGCAACGCUCUAACUAACCCGCCUUACAGCCUCUGGACAUGUUUUUUCAGGGCUCUUGAGAACUCUUGUAGAUUGUAAAUUAUGUUAAAAAAAAUGAUUUUUUUAGGCUACGGAUUUGCUAGCUUGUCAGUACCGCUGGUUAGUUCACCAUAGCAUAACGUUACCUUUUUGCUUUCGUUGGUUGCAUUAACGCUUCAAGCAUAAUAAAAGUAGUGAUAAUUUGAGAAGAUUAUCCUGCUUAACGAAACGUGCAAGUAUCAGAAAUGUGUUUACCACAGAGAUUAUUUUCUGCCAUGAUCCAAAAUCCAAUGUAAAACUCCAAUAGGCGAAUUCUCAAUAGACCCCAUCGAGAUGCUACUUCUGAAUUGGCCUAGAAAAAUACUUAAUUUUGUUUGCUCUCUAUAGCAGCCCAUCGUAAGCCUGCUGUACCAAGCAUCAUUCUUGUCAGUGCCUGCUGUCUUGUCAGCAAGCUGGAUGACACGAGACUGGGCAUUACAAACCACAGCGUGGUUGCUAAGUUAAGGCGAUAUAAGACAGGCUGCACGAAAACAACCAAGACUUUUAGCUUAAGAGCAAGCAGGCCACAUUGUCCCCAAACUUUACUCUGCAUCACCUGUGAGUGCUCUUUUUUUCUGGGCUGAUGCUCUCUGAGUGAGUAAUCUUAUCUGGGAAGAUGCUUCAGGGUCUUGUGCAACAGUAUCUUAAAACAGAAUAUCUGUCUGGGUGCAGGUCUUAAAUUUAGUUUGGAAAGUUCACUGUACAUUUUAAAGACACUGUUGCGUGUCUAACUGUACAGUCUUGACUGGUGUCAUCCCUGCAAUUGAUAAAUCAUGAAUUUCUUGCACACACUGCACCCUAUUUUUGGGGGGCACGUCGUCAGCAGUUACCAACUGGGCCUUUAAGACACCCCAUUAAUUAAAUAAAAUUCCAGUCACAUUUCAUAUAACUGUCGGAAAAUAUUACAUUUUUGUUCUAUUCUUUAUAUUCUAGUGGAAAUUUUGGGGAAGAAAAUGAAAUUCAAUGAUGGAAUUUGUCUCUUCUCAUAGACAUCUCUCAGAUAAGAAACAAAACAUUGAUCACAAUACACAAACACACUACAUAGCUUUUGGAUGUGCAGCCUAAAAUCUGGACCGCAGCCAAUUUACUAAAUACUUCCAUGUAUGGAAGCCUGACAUACUGAUCUGAGGUCUGAUUUCCUGUCUUUGAGGAAGAGGAUUUUGAAGUGGACAAAUGAGAAGUGAUAAUAACAGACUGUUUUGCAACCUGCAACAUGUGUGGUAAUGGUUGUGUACAAUGUGUAUUUUUCCAUAGUCCCCUUGAUUCUGAUUCAGGAAAAGGUCAGGUCCGUCAGUACUGUGCUCUACUUACAGCACACUACAGUACAUGGCCGACCUCUGGACAUUCAUGUGGCUCCCAGCUGUGGGAACAUGGAGGCAGAUAUGUGUACUUGGUGUUUUAGGAGACAGACAAUUGACGGUGUCCACAGGGUAGCAAACCUGGCAGAAAUAUUUUUCACACUGAUUGUGGAUUGUUGGAAGUGCCUAUCACCAUGUUUUCAUGUAUUUUACAAGAUUCUACAAGCAAGGAAAGUUCUUAGAUUUCUUUAUCAGUGAUUUGAAAGGAUAGUUACAAUUUAUUUAAUCUAACUUUGGUCUUUAAUUCUAUCCGCUAUAAUAACACUGUACAAAAAAUAGCUGAGAUCUUGAAACAUGGUGACCAUCACCAAAAUUAGGUCCAUUGGGUUGAGAAGUAUAAGUAGACAGAGAAUCAAUCAGGUCUUCUUUGAAGAGAAAAAGUGAAGUUUUUCCAUUUUUUUUUGUCAUUUCUGUGGCUUACUUUCAGUUUAAAGCAGUGCUCGAAGUGGGCCAGUACUCACUGGUAUGCAGUUCUGGCAAUUUAUAUUAUUUUUUGGCUUAAUGUGACUUUUUUGGGUACCUGCACUAAUCACAAGCUGCCACUAAUCUUUCCUGCCCUCUGUAUACCAGGCUCUCUGGGCUAUUUAUAAUGGCCCUAGAUAAACUGCAGUGUUUCACCUUUAUAGAUUUUGCAGCGUGCCAUGGCUCCCUCAUAAUUUCAUUAAUAUGACGUAGCAGUUGCAUGACUCUGCAGAGCUGUCUGCUCCACUGAGCUCAAAGAAACUGUUGAGGAUAAGCAGCUGGAGCAGUGGUAGGAAGUCACUUACAGAGUCAUGAACACCAAGUAAACAACAGCGCAAGUACAGCAGGGUUGGCAGAAGCCAACUGCCAUAAGGUCACUUCUCCUUUGGGGGAAUUGUAUGGUGAGUGGUGACAGACGUUGUGGUGCUUUCAGGUGCACCACGUUAAUUGCAACUAUAGAACAAUACAUAUUUAAAAGCAAUACAGAAUGCCAGAGAGCCUUACUGCAUUAUAUUCCAUUACCAACCCCAUGUUUAUCUUGUCAUCACUUGCUUUAGUUCAUUUUGAUCAGCAAACCGUGUGUGUGAGUGUGUAAAAGGACAGUACCAGCACUUGUUUCCACUUCAAGCACUGGUUUAAAGGUUCUUUGUAACUUUUUACAUCUCUUUGCCAAAGGGAGAACAGAUUGUAACUUAGCCUAUCUUAAAAGAUAAGUAAAUAUGCUGGUGGACUGAUUCUGUGUAAAUGUCUCUUAACAUUUUUCUUCAAAAUAUAAAAGCUACAGUCUUACCUGUGUAAUGGCAACAGAAAGACUGCUGAUCCAGCAGGGGGUCUGGGUGGUCCAGGACUGCCAACAAUAUGAUGUACCGGUACAAUGCAGAGGUGUAUAACAAACUAAUGCUUUCUACUACCUGAGAGUAAUGAAUGGCAGGGCUAACUGGUUUGCAAUGGCAAGCCAGUGAGUUAAUGGAGCCAAUGGUCCAAAUAAAAAAUAGGUACAUUACAGACUGUAACAUGAUUCUAAAUAUGAUUGUAAUUGAUUUGCUGGUCAAUCACAUUCAGUUUCAUGUAUUUCAUCUCACUGUUUUGGCAGAUGCCAAACCUUUAAUCUCCAAAUCAAAUGGUUUAUAAUCUAUAAACUUAAAGAUGUUUCGCUAACCAAUGGCAUUUUGGAAUAAAUGCAGCCAAACCAUGUAUUGGGAGGAGGUGAGCAAGGCUACAAACAGGUCUUACUAGCCAGUCUGCACACAUGCACGGAGUAAAGCCUGUCACAGUGCUUCUUUUUAAGACACCAAAUUAGACUGCAUUUGGGGAACCUCUGAUAUUACUUUCCCUAGUUUGUAUUUCAGAUGUACAUGGCUUCAACCUGACAACAGUGACAUGAAGGAGAAAAUGAGCACAGCGACCUGACAGGAAGCAGAUUUAGUGUAUUUGUGUUUUGGGGACAAGUAAAGUGUGUACAGCGGUUUCCUCUGCCUGAUUGCAAAGUUAAUCACUGUCUCUGUAGAACAGGAUAAAAGUGCAAUAGUUUAUUUUACAAACCUGACACUCCUCUCCUUAUGAAGGUUAAUUCAAUACUUUCCCUUUAAUUCAUAUUUUAUAAUGUAAUGUACAAGUUUUGUUCUAUUUAAAGAAAGGGAAAGAGAACCGAAUGGGUUGUACUUAAGUGUUCAUACAGUGUUUAUUGAUCAUAUUUAUUUAUUGGUAAUGACAGGGACAUUGUUGUUUUCUAACACAGAUGUGAAAGUGCCAAUAAUAAAGGAAUGGCUUUAAAUUAAACAA